AUGCUAACCAUGCUUCAGAAUCUCAAAGCCUCCAACAUCUCUAAGAUCCAGGUCUCUGAAUUUAUUCUGAUGGGAUUCCCAGGCAUUCAUAGCUGGCAACACUGGUUCUCCCUGCCAUUGGCUCUGCUCUACCUCUUAGCCCUCAGUGCCAACAUCCUUAUCUUGAUCAUCAUCUAUCAAGAGCCAACACUGCACCAGCCUAUGUACUAUUUCCUGGGCAUCCUGGCUGUGGUAGACAUGGGCCUUGCCACCACUAUCAUGCCCAAGAUAUUGGCCAUCUUAUGGUUCAAUGCUAAAGCCAUCAGUCUCCCGGAGUGCUUUCUGCAGAUGUAUGUCAUACAUUGUUUUGUGGGCAUGGAGUCAGGCAUGUUUUUAUGCAUGGCUAUAGAUAGAUAUGUAGCCAUUUGUCGACCACUACGCUAUCCAUCAAUAAUUACUGAAUCUUUUGUGGUCAAAGCAACUGUGUUCAUGGCACUCAGAAACACCAUAUGUACCAUCCCAGUGCCUGUAUUGGCUGCUCAGAGACACUACUGCUCCCAGAACCAAAUAGAACACUGUCUGUGUUCAAAUCUCGGUGUCACUAGUCUAUCCUGUGAUGACAGAACCAUCAACAGCAUUUACCAGCUUCUUCUGGCCUGGACAUUCAUGGGAAGUGACUUGGGUUUGAUUAUUUUAUCAUAUGCUCUGAUACUUCACUCUGUGCUGAAGCUAAACUCAGCAGAAGCUGCGUCCAAGGCCCUAAGUACCUGCACGUCCCACCUCAUUCUGAUCCUAUUCUUCUAUACAGUUGUCAUUGUCAUUUCCAUUACCCAUAGCGCCGCCAUGUCAGUUCCCAUCAUUCCAGUGCUACUCAAUGUACUGCACAAUGUCAUUCCUCCUGCCCUCAAUCCCAUGGUAUAUGCUCUCAAGAACAAGGAGCUGAGGCAGGGUUUAUAUAAGUUCUUAAAGUACACAUCAAGAGCAACUAAUGCAUAG
Myotis myotis is the source of this 975-nucleotide messenger RNA. RefSeq names its product putative olfactory receptor 56B2. Gene Ontology annotation, molecular function: olfactory receptor activity; G protein-coupled receptor activity. The record is from RefSeq and is a predicted model, not a curated record. Gene Ontology annotation, biological process: G protein-coupled receptor signaling pathway. Lineage: Eukaryota; Metazoa; Chordata; Mammalia; Chiroptera; Vespertilionidae. Gene Ontology annotation, cellular component: membrane. The transcript is spliced from 2 exons. Bases 1 to 975 code for a protein of 324 amino acids.